Messenger RNA from Phyllopteryx taeniolatus (common seadragon), 2173 nucleotides. RefSeq names its product GRAM domain-containing protein 4-like. The coding region runs from base 198 to 1844 and encodes 548 amino acids. NCBI's taxonomy places the organism in Eukaryota, Metazoa, Chordata, Actinopteri, Syngnathiformes, Syngnathidae. The record is from RefSeq and is a predicted model, not a curated record. The transcript is spliced from 19 exons. Gene Ontology annotation, biological process: apoptotic process; negative regulation of toll-like receptor 9 signaling pathway.
ACGAAGGUUUAGCCGAAUGGAGAGCGUCCUGGUCGGAUUGGAGCCUCGUCGGAGCUUCGCUACGGAGAUUUGAAACCAACAAGUGUGUUUUGAAGAGGCAGCUUGUUCGCCUUGCUGCAACAUUCUUCACUACAGCACCCCCUGUCAGUCACUUCCAGGUAGACAGUGGGUGGAGGGGUGUUCCACAAGACCCGAACAUGCGGCGGCGUCUGGACCGGAUCCGGAAUUGGAGCCACAGGCGCGAUGACAUCAUGGAGCUGUCGGAGUCGCCCAACACGUCAGACGUGGAAUACAGUGAGGAGGUUGUUUCAGGAAGUCUGUCUGCAUCUCAAGAUGAACCCAAAACAGAUCUGAACGAGGUGAAAGGACACCUGGAGAUCACCUUGUUAGAGAAACACUUCUUACAGGAGGAGCUCAAGAAACUCAGAGAGGAAGAAAAUGGCGUAGAAGCGCUACGACAGGAGCUGGAACGGGAACGUUGCAGGAACAUCGAGCUGGAACAAAAGCUCAAUGACAUCAUCGAUGUCAGACUCGACGAGUUGCCGUCCAGCGAUCCGAAAGCCCCGCCCCCUCGUGACGCCACCACCACGGGAAAUGAGGACGCGUACAGUCGCUUUCAAAGAUGGCUUUACGACCACCUGGGCGUCGACUUUGAUGACUUCCACACGCAGCCUGCAGAAGAGGCGCCCGCGCCGGACGAGCCGCUCAGUGCCAGGAGGCUGACGGAAAACAUGAGGCGGCUCAAGAGAGGAAUGCGGCCCAUCACCAGCUUCCUGCGGGACCUCUCGGCCUUGUCCAGCUGGUACUCCGUCUACACCACGGCCAUCGCCUUCACCGUAUACAUGUACGCUACGUGGCGGGGCUGGACUAUCUCCAUGUUUCUGUUCCUGGCCGUCCUGCGCCUCUCUUUGAACUACCUCAUUGCCAGGGGCUGGAGGAUUCAGUGGAGCAUCGUUCCGGAAGUCUCAGAACCUGUGGAGCCUCCCAGGGAAGACCUGACCGUGUCGGAGAAGUUCCAGCUGGUUCUGCAUGUGGCCCAGAGAGCUCAGAAUAUCUUUGGCAGAAUGGCCGACAUCUUGGAGAAGACAAAGAAUCUCUUCAUGUGGGUGGAGCCUCAGUUGACAAAGAAGCUGUACGUGGCUCUGUGGGUGUCCUUCAUCGCCUCCUGCCUGCUGCCUUACAAACUGCUGGGAUUCAUCAUUGGUGUGUUUGUGGGCAUCAAGUUCUUUAUCAUCAACUUCAUCUUCAAGAGCUGCCCCAAACUCCGCCAGCGCUACGACACGGCGCACAUCGUGUGGACCGGCCUGCCCACGGACCUCCAGAGGAGGGAGCAGGCCAACCCCUCGCCUGGCAGACGGCUGCCUGAGUGUGAACAGGCUCCUGGCAGUGGAGACGAUGGAGGAGGAGGAAGUCGAUGCUACAGCACCAAGCGAGGAGCCUUCCACGAGGUCUUCAAUGUACCCGAGAGAGAGCGCCCCCUAGCGGUAUGCGAGAACGGUUGGCGCUGCUGUCUCAUCAACCGUGACAAGAAGACGCCCGCAGACUACAUCCGGAACGGCGUCCUCUACGUCACUGACAACUACUUGUGCUUCGAGUGUUCCCGCUCAUCUUCGUCCAAGAGGGACAAAGUCAUCAAACUGCUGGACAUCACAGAAAUGCAGAAGUACAAAGUGUUGUCCAUGUUACCCGGCUUUGGGAUGGGCAUCUCCAUAGCGACGCCAUUCACUCAGAAGCCGAUGGUGUUUGGAGCCAUGACCAACAGGGACGAAGUCUUCGACGCCAUCUCAGCCCAGCGCAGUCAGGUUGUUGCCAUGGAGAUGGCCGCCAGCCCUGAGACCUCAUAAGUCGUCUUCUUCCUCUUCCAAACACGCUAAAAUGUGCUGUGUUCAUUGAAUAUCAAACAAAACAAAAAAAGGUACUUUGUGGGACACAAAAGUCGUGUAUCAAUGUUACGCUCUUUUACAGCCUUUAAACUUCUUAUUCUCCUUUUGAUGUAAUGUUUUUACUGCGGCUUGUCUCCACCAUAAUUUGCCUUUUUGUCUCUCCUCGAGUCUUUUAAGUCUAUUUAAGUCUUCUUGGUUUUUUUUGUAAUAUUGUGUGGUUGUACAAAUGGUGUAAAAUUUGUUAAAAUGAAAUGUAUUUUUAUAAGUACAAUGGAUCUUUUGAACACUUG